Fimicolochytrium jonesii is the source of this 1150-nucleotide messenger RNA. Its product is annotated as ML domain-containing protein. NCBI's taxonomy places the organism in Eukaryota, Fungi, Chytridiomycota, Chytridiomycetes, Spizellomycetales, Powellomycetaceae. The coding region runs from base 201 to 716 and encodes 171 amino acids. The transcript has 2 exons. Gene Ontology annotation, biological process: intracellular sterol transport. The record is from RefSeq and is a predicted model, not a curated record. Gene Ontology annotation, molecular function: sterol binding.
CGCAGCAAGGACGAGCUGGUGUUCUCCGCAUUCCGCGCACCCUUAUCAUCACACAUUCUCCAAUCCUACCCAUCAACACAGUCUGCUCACCCUCAUCCAUCCUCAUCGCAUUAAGCGUCGCACCGUCUCGAAUCUUAUCGCCGCGUUCACAUCGUCCACACCCAACAAACACCUGGGGUUCUGUUCCACAUCCAACAACGAUGAAGCUGCUCUCUACACUCACCCUCCUCUUUGGAGCCGUCGCUUCUAUCGCCUCGGCCGCCUCUAUCCCCAACUCACAGUACAUUCUUCAACUCCAACAACCUUUGACCGACAACAACGCCCUCCUCGGUCCAUCGGACGGCAUUGAGAAUUGUGGCGACGACUCCGACGUGUUCCACAUCAAGUCUGUGGAGCUGACACCUAACCCCCCGAAGCGAGGACAGCCAUUGAACAUCCGUGUGCGGGGCACGUUGGACGAGGCGAUUGAUGCGGGAGCAUACGCGGAUGCUAUCGUGAAAUUGGGCAUCAUCAAGCUUGUGGACACAAGGUUGAACCUCUGUGACGAGACGGCAAAGAUCGACCACCCUUGUCCUAUUGAGAAGGGACCGGUUGAUAUUGAACACACCGUGGAUAUUCCUAAUGAGAUCCCUCCAGGACGGUACACAAUCCUGAUUGAUGCGACCAACUUUGAUGAUGCGCAUCUCGCUUGCAUCAAGGCCACAUUCCAAGUAUAAAACCGAAAAUGAUGUAGCUUAGGGUCAUGUGGCCAAACAGCCCGGCCUUCCGUCUCCCGUCCGACGAGCGACCCGUGGACUUUCAAUGAGGUCCUCGCGCUCAGACUUGGACUUUCUCUAGUAGGCUGUUACCCAUUUGAUGAGGCUUUCUAGCGUCGGUGUGCGGCGGCCUUGCAUAUGUACUUAAUGGCAUUGAACGGGGUGAUUCGUUCGCAUAGUUUCUUGCAUCCCGAGCUUACAUAUGUGAGCGUAGGACAUCGUUGACUCUCACUCAGACGUUGGUUGCCCUGCUGCAUACCUUUGGAACAGGGGUAUUACACAUGGCGUGCAGAAUAUGAGUUUUUUGGACGUUCACGAAUCAGCACGUUCUCGAGAUGAGACCCGUGAGCUACCUUGGGUGGGAGACGUUAUAAUCGCAAUACGCGUUUACCGUG